GAGAGAAGCUGUUGGGCGCGGAAGAGGAAAGUCAAGCGAGCUGAAGAGCUUCCUCGCUGAACGUGCUGACUGAUGGAUCUGCCGAUGAAAGUCUUUACUGGGUGAGGACAGAUCUACAGUCAAAAUGCUGCACAUGAAAAUUAAAACUGAGAAACCAGAUACUGAAGGUGCUGGUGCCCGAAAUCGACUUGAUGCAGUGUUACAAGGGCUGGUGGAGAAAAGUGACAGUGAGAGGGAUCAGAAUGAAGAAGAUGCUGGAAAAAUGGUUGCAGACUCAAUGGGCAAGGAUUUAUCCCCUUCCUCUAUUGGGAAAAGGCCAUCAUCUCGUUUUCCGCAACACCGGAGAAAGAAGCGCAAAGAGAUGGACGAUGGCUUAUCCGAGACAAAUCAGCACAAACAAAAUGCAUACAUCAUCAAGCUGUUUGACCGCAGUGUGGACUUGGCCCAGUUCAGUACCAGCACCUCACUCUAUCCCAUCUGCAGAGCCUGGAUGAAGAACAAUCCCUCUGUCCGAGAAAGAACUACUGCUAGCCCACCCCACAGCAUGGGAGAGGAAGAGGUAGCAGACAUGCUAAAUGGAAAAGGUCAAAACAUAUACCGUCUUCCACCUCCUGUUUCUCCUCCAGUUAACGAAUCUGGAGAUCCUGUCAACCUGAGGGUCCCACCUGUAGAGAAACCCACAGUAAGCCAGACCAUAGACAGCACAUCAGGGGCUGCUUCUCUCAUGUUCAACCACAUGAAACGCUGGAAGAAAAUUAGACAAAAGUGGAAAGAGGCUUCUAAUAAGAACCAGCUACGUUACAGUGAGAGCAUUAAGGUCCUGAAAGAGAUGUAUGAACGCUAGCUGACCCUCGUUCUCUGGAACAGAAGACAGAAAUGGACUAAAGGCUUCCCGUUUCAGCCAUCCAGAAGUGAGGCUACACAUUUAUAGUAAAUGUGAAGGUGUUAAACAGUUAGAGCAAAAUAAGGAUUAUCUAGAAAAGUGUGUAGUUAUUAACAAGGUCGUUUUCAAAAAUGUCUGAUUGGUGAUUUGAAUUGGUGAUUUUUUUUUUUUUUUAUGCAUUGUGCUUUAGUUGUAAAAGUGCUGACAUGUUUUCCUUUAGACUGUAGUCUCAGCUUCUCCCUCUUUUAUUUCCUGUCACACAUCAGUACAGAGCCAGGCAGAUAAACACUUGUUCUGAAACCUGGUGAGAACUUCUAAUGGGGAGGAAAAAAAAUAAAAGGUUGACCUUUUCCGUG
This is a messenger RNA of Pygocentrus nattereri (red-bellied piranha), 1239 nucleotides long. RefSeq names its product lin-37 DREAM MuvB core complex component (gene lin37). NCBI's taxonomy places the organism in Eukaryota, Metazoa, Chordata, Actinopteri, Characiformes, Serrasalmidae. The record is from RefSeq and is a predicted model, not a curated record. The transcript is spliced from 10 exons. Gene Ontology annotation, cellular component: transcription repressor complex; Myb complex. The coding region runs from base 125 to 844 and encodes 239 amino acids. Gene Ontology annotation, biological process: negative regulation of transcription by RNA polymerase II.